AGGAGGAUCGUGCAUGUAACCGGGCUGGUGGGUGGAUUUACUAAUUUACAGCACUCUACAUAAUAAGAAGUAGGGAGGAGAUUCGUCUAUUUGCUCUAUAGCCUCUGAGCGAUGAUAUUCACGUCGAAUGCGCAGGUGAAGAGUCGGAAGAGUGCGAGUCCGACUCCUCAUUCUUAUUCUGAUUCUUCUGAUCAUCAUCACCAUCAUAAUCACCAUGAUGACCAUUCGCAUGGGUCUUCCCGGAGAGAUACGGCUGCUCUCGAGGACUCGCGCCAUCCGCGACGGUCGGGGGAUUGUCAUGAUGAGAAGCAGAGGAAGUAUGCCGAUGGUGACCGUGACUAUCAUGCGUACGGAUGUGAAUAUAGGUAUUCGAUGAACGAGCCGAGUCCUCAUCGUCGAGCUCAGCAGUCCGGACUGUCCGGACAGUAUGGCUACGAUGAUGGAAAAUCGGGCCCCCCAGUCCAUGCAACAUACCACCAGCACUCUCCGUAUAGACACAAGCAUCGACAUCAGAAGAACCCGAAUACUACGUACCCAUCCUGGAAAUCAUCACAGUCGCAGCCUUGGUUCGCGGGGUCUAUAUCUGCACCGUACACGGAUCGAUCGCGACCAGUUCCCCCAAAUACAACGACAACAACAACUACAACCACCACAACGACGACGACUACAACUACGACUGCUGGACCGUCGGCUUCGGACAUUCAGCUGGAUUUCUGGGGACAGGCAUGGGAUUAUUCCUGUUUCAAGGGGGAGGUGGUGGGUAGGUACCAGAUGACACAUGAGCAGGAACGUAUUUGGGAGAGGUUUGAGAGGAUACUGGAGUUACUGGGCGGUGGUUACGUGGAUGAGGAUGGUGUCAGCGAUGAAGAUGUUUCCGAUGCCCAUCAAGGAGAGAGAAGACGGCUGCGGCAUCGAGAAGCCAGGAAUAGAGAGCAGGAUAAGAACAGGUCUAGCAAGUUACUGGCUCGGAGGGCGAAUUAUUUCAGAAAGGUAUAUUCAUAUUCCAAUUCGAGGUUAUCUUUUUCUUUACCUCCGUUGAAAUUAUACCUCCCAACCUACCCCCUUCUCUGCCUCGCAGCACAAUACUCCAGAUUAGUCUACGACAAGCACGAAUCCUCUCCAAACUACAUCUCCCCAGACUGGCGCACCGGCACAAAAGCCACAGUCAUCCAAUCCGUCCCCCUAGACGACGUCCAGACCAUCGUCCUCGCCAUCCGCGGCACCCAAACCAUCCGGGACUGGACGAUAAACCUGCGCACCGGCCCCAAAAGCCCCCGGGAGUUUCUCGACGACCCGUCUAAUCUAUGCCACUCGGGAUUUCUAUCAGUCGCGAAGAAAAUGGUCCGUCCCGUCGCGGCACGACUGAGAGCUCUCCUCGAAGAACGUCCAGGUCGCGCAUCCUACUCUCUCCUUCUAACGGGCCACUCGGCUGGAGGUGCCGUAGCAAGUCUGCUGUACUGCCACAUGCUCUCUGAAAGAGAUGAAGCAGCCUCCGAACUAACACAUCUCCGAGCCUUCUUCAAACGCAUCCACUGCAUCACGUUCGGCGCUCCGCCUAUAUCCAUCAAGCCGCUACAGAAACCCGCCAGAACGCAGUAUAGGAAGUUCGUCUUUUUCUCGUUUAUUAACGAGGGAGAUCCUGUUCCACGCGCGGAAAAGACGUACGUUCGCUCAUUGCUGGAUUUGUACCUGUCCCCUCUACCGGCGCCAGCCAGUCAACAACAACGACCAGGUAAGGAUAAACACAAAACGAAAAUGAUCUGGCCAAUCCCACUCCCGACCCUCUCACCGGCCGGACGACUGGUCCUUCUCCGCGCGCGGGAGAUGGAGCGAACCGCAGGUCUAGGGAUUCGCGGUGCUCUAUCCACUCACGCCCGACAGAGCAUCGAGUCAGCCGUGAAUAGGGAGGAAGAUGUCGAGGCGUACGGGGUUACCAAUGGACAGUUGCAGGAUGCGGUUUUUGGGGAUCCGUUGAUGCAUGUUAUGGAUUUGUAUGCGAGGCGGAUUGAGAUUUUAGCGGUUGCUGCUGUUACUGUCCGGGUUUGA
Monascus purpureus is the source of this 2046-nucleotide messenger RNA. NCBI's taxonomy places the organism in Eukaryota, Fungi, Ascomycota, Eurotiomycetes, Eurotiales, Aspergillaceae. The record is from the annotation of a GenBank genome assembly.